UACCAUUUUAAUUCGCCAUCUGUCAAAAAGCAAAAUCGUGUUCUUCGCGAUUUCGUCAAGCAAAGUAAAGUUUUGCGUGGUUCUUUGGUUCUAAUACCGUAUUUGAUAGAUAGAUCGAUACAUCAUGCCAGCGCUGGACGAUAUUAAAACUUCCUGGGCCGACGAUGUCGAGUUGGACUCCUCGUCGCUUCCUCCGCCGUCGGAGGUUGUUGAAAACGGGCAAAAGAUCGUGACGGAGUACAAGUACAACAAGGAUGACAAAAAGGUGAAGGUGGUGCGGACGUACAAGAUCAGCCGGGUGGUCGUGCCGAAGUGCGUCGCACGGAGGAAGAACCUGAAGAAGUUUGGCGACUCGGCCACCGAUCGGCCGGGACCGAAUCCGCAGACAACGCUGGUGUCCGAGGACGUUUUCAUGCAGUUCGUCACCAACAAGGAGGAGGAGCAGAAGUCUGAGAAUGCGCUCGACUCGAUGAAGAACAUUGUCAAGUGUCGAACCUGCGAAGGAGAACAUUGGUCGUUCCAUUGCCCGUACAAGGGCACCCCAUACGACAAGCCCGCUAAACCGGUACCAGCUCCGGUUCCGGAAACGACAACAUCCAGCAAACCCGGCAAGUACGUUCCGCCGCACAUCAAGGAGAGCCAGGCGAAGGGCCUCGGAGGGCAAAUGCGACCCCGCGAUGACACCAGUGCGAUCCGUAUCUCGAAUCUUUCGGAAGCCAUGACCGAAGCCGAUCUGGAGGAGCUGGUGAAGAAGUUUGGCCCGCACACCAAGAUGUUCCUGUCGCGCGACAAGAGCACCGGCCUGUGCAAGGGCUUUGCAUAUGUGCAUUUCCGUUCCCGCCGCGAUGCAGCCACGGCGAUCGAAGUUUUGAAUGGUUACGGUUACGAUCAUCUUAUCCUCAGUGUCGAAUGGUCCAAGCCUCAGAAUCCUCAGUAAAAUCGUGCACAAACGCUUGUUGUGGGACAUUUGCGAAGCGUGGGAAACGUGUAUUGCUGCGUAAUUGAUUCCAUCGAGGGUGGUAGUGGCGGGAAGGGCUUGCGAAUAAUUAUAUUGGCAUUGUGAACGUUGUGAAACAGGAAACAAUAUUAAAUAUAGCAGCAAAUGGAACAA
Anopheles coustani is the source of this 1111-nucleotide messenger RNA. RefSeq names its product eukaryotic translation initiation factor 3 subunit G (gene eIF3g1). Gene Ontology annotation, molecular function: translation initiation factor activity; RNA binding. NCBI's taxonomy places the organism in Eukaryota, Metazoa, Arthropoda, Insecta, Diptera, Culicidae. The transcript is spliced from 3 exons. Gene Ontology annotation, cellular component: cytoplasm; eukaryotic translation initiation factor 3 complex. The coding region runs from base 125 to 937 and encodes 270 amino acids. The record is from RefSeq and is a predicted model, not a curated record.